This is a messenger RNA of Lasiodiplodia theobromae, 1218 nucleotides long. RefSeq lists its product as uncharacterized. The transcript has a single exon. Bases 1 to 1218 code for a protein of 405 amino acids. NCBI's taxonomy places the organism in Eukaryota, Fungi, Ascomycota, Dothideomycetes, Botryosphaeriales, Botryosphaeriaceae. The record is from RefSeq and is a predicted model, not a curated record.
AUGGGCGGCCACUCAUUUGAGCCAGAAGGCCUCGCAACGCCCCGCAUACCCACCUCCCUCUACAACAUCCUAAAGCAAGAAUACGCCGCCGCCCUCUCCCCCUUCUACCACCGCACCGCCCACGCCUCCACCAUCCCCACCAAACCCGACCACGGCGACGUCGACAUCCUCGCCUCAGGGCCCCUUCCCCACACCACCCCGGCCGCCAUCGCCGCAUCCCUCAACGCCGCAGCAUUCAAGCGCAACGGCGCCGUCACCAACUACGCCAUCCCGCACCCGACCACGCCAUCCACCUUCGUCCAGCUCGACGUGCAGGAAUGCCCACCAGGCUACCUCGACUGGCAGCUCUUCCAGGCCUCGUACGGCGACCUCGCCCAGAUCCUCGGCGUCGUCCACCGGCCGCUCGGGCUCACCGCGACCGAUCGCGGCCUGCACGUGCGCAUGGCGGCGAUCGAGAAGGCGAACAGGAAGGCCAGCUUGGUGCACCUGUCACACGAGCCGCGGGCGGUGCUCGCGUUUUUCGGGCUGGAUCCGGGGCCGUAUGAGAGGGCUGAGUUCGGGAGCGAGGAGGAGGUGUUUGCGUGGGUGGCGGGCGGGAGGUUUUUCGAUCGGUAUGCCGUCGUGCCGCGCCGCGGCGGCGGCGGCGAGGAGGAGGAAAAGAGGCCUGAGAGCGAGAAUCACAACGACCGCGCGCGGCGCGCUAAGCGCGGUAUGUAUCGCCGUUUCGUUGAGGAGUGGGUGCCCGCGCAUCCGGAGGCCGGGGCGGCGUGCGCGUGGACGCGCGAGGCGGUGCUGGAGGAGGCGUUGGACGUGUUUGGGAAGCGGGCGGAGCAUGAUGAGCGGCUGGCCGAGUACCGGUUGGCGACGCGGGAAGAGGAGCUGUGGCGGGCUAUCAAGGAGAAGGUGCCGCGCAAGGGCGUCAGUCUGGCGCUUGUGGUGAGGGGGUUGAAGAGGUGGGUGAGGGUGGAAGGGGGGACGCUGGCGCUUUGCGAUGAGCCGCUGUUGGAGGAGAAGAAGCCUUGGUUGAGGCAUAUGGGAGAGAAUGGGGAGGAAGAGGUGUUGAAGUGGGUAGAGGAGCAUUGGGUUGAGGUGCAAGUGAAGGAGAAGGCGUUUGCUGCUUUGAAGAAGACGCAGGGUCUAGGGUUGGACAGCACUUCGGAUCUCCAAGAGAAGGAAGCAAAGCGAAUUUGUCUAGGUGACAAUAUUUCGGCGCAGUAG